AUGUUGUUAUACCCUGGGUGUCUUCAUGCGUACUCUCACUGCAUCAUUUAUCACCUGUGGUUUUUCCUGGGACUCAAACCGUAUACUUCCAGCUGUUGUCGCUGUCUGACUGAAAACGUGUGUUUAAACCAUCGACCGACCAGAGACUGCUUUACUGGACAUAGACCUAACGGUCGAACAGACCAAAAGCGCAGAACUGACAAUGACAGCAGAACAGAGAUCAGUGGCAGUGAAAACGUCUAUGACGAGAUCAACCUGACGGCGGCUCAGGCAGAGACUGGCCAGAACCCGUACGCCCCCUUACGCUCGGACCAGAACGAAAUCAUUAACGGCAUAGACACGAAGCUAGAUUCACUGGAAUCGAACCAGCACCGCCUGCAGACAGAGUUUAGGGAUUCCCAAACUAGGAUCCUGUCGGAACUUUCCCAGGUUAAAGAAAUGGUCAACUCUCUGAGUGCCUUGGUCAAGACUUCUUUGACCACUUUUCAACAGAUGUCUACCGAACAAGAGCAGCGCGUGCAGCAACUUGCCACGAAUUUAGGUCAAGAGGUGUUUCACAUGGGGGAGGAAGUCAUGACGACCAUUCGGAAAAGGAAUGAAGAAGAUUUGGCCAUUCAGAAAUGUUUACAACAGUUGGAGGCUGACAGAAUCUCCAGACCAUCUAGUGAUAGCAAGAAGAAUUCAAAGAGAAAUGCAUUACCAAGCCUGUAA
Candidula unifasciata is the source of this 711-nucleotide messenger RNA. The record is from the annotation of a GenBank genome assembly. Lineage: Eukaryota; Metazoa; Mollusca; Gastropoda; Stylommatophora; Geomitridae.